CUGGGUAACAAAGCAAGACUCUGUCUCAAAAAAAAAACAAAGAGGUGAGGUUAGGUCAGUUUUACCAGAGAGGAAAUAACUGACCGUGGCUGAGAGACUUUUAGCUGAAGCCAUGCAGCAGGUGCUUUAAGUCAGACAAUGAUGGGUAAAUAUUGUUCCUAUUCUCUAUAGCUCCAGACAGACAGAAGGGACUCUUUUCAGUCUAGAAAAAUGCUCACCCCUUCCUCAGAACAUUUCCACUGUGAUGAAAAGAGACUGAUGAAGCCUCAGAGAGAAAGGCAACUCUGGGUGGUGAUGCAAUAGUGCAGAAUCCAGAAUGGAUGUUCUCUUUGUAGCCAUCCUUGCUGUGCCACUUAUCCUAGGACAAGAAUAUGAGGAUGAAGAAAGACUGGGAGAGGAUGAAUAUUAUCAGGUGGUCUAUUAUUAUACAGUCACCCCCAGUUAUGAUGACUUUAGUGCAGAUUUCACCAUUGAUUACUCCAUAUUUGAGUCAGAGGACAGGCUGAACAGGUUGGAUAAGGACGUAACAGAAGCAGUAGGGACUACCAUUAGUCUUGAAACAGCACGUGCAGACCAUCCGAAGCCUGUAACUGUGAAACCAGUAACAACGGAACCUAGUCCAGAUCUGAAUGAUGCCGUGUCCAGUUUGCGAAGUCCUAUUCCCCUCCUCCUGUCGUGUGCCUUUGUUCAGGCAGGGAUGUAUUUCAUGUAGAAGGUGGGAGAAGGCUGCUAUGACUCUUUAGAUGGGAGUUUGGCAAGAGGAAAUUGGAAGAUAAAAUAAAUAAUAAGUGAAAUAAUCUGGUUA
Symphalangus syndactylus (siamang) is the source of this 805-nucleotide messenger RNA. RefSeq names its product chromosome 12 C1orf54 homolog (gene C12H1orf54). NCBI's taxonomy places the organism in Eukaryota, Metazoa, Chordata, Mammalia, Primates, Hylobatidae. The record is from RefSeq and is a predicted model, not a curated record.